UGACACCACAGACCUCACCAUGGUGUCCCAGCCCCGGGGGCUGGCCCUCCUCUGCUUUCUGCUCAGCCUGCAGGGGUCUCUGACUGCAGUCUUCGUCACCCAGGAGGAAGCCCACAGCGUCUUGCACAGGCAGAGGCGUGCUAACCGGUUCCUGGAGGAGCUGAGGCCAGGCUCCCUGGAGAGAGAGUGCAAGGAGGAGCAGUGCUCCUUUGAGGAGGCCAGGGAGAUCUUCAAGAACAUGGAGAGGACGACGCAGUUCUGGAUUUCUUACAAAGAUGGGGACCAAUGCUCCUCAAAUCCAUGCCAGAAUGGAGGCUCCUGCGAGGACCAGCUGCAGUCCUAUAUCUGCUUCUGCCUCGAAGAUUUUGAGGGCCGGAACUGUGAGACAAACAAGAACGACCAGCUGAUCUGCAUGAACGACAAUGGGGGCUGUGAGCAGUACUGCACCGAUCACGCAGGGGCCAGGCGCUCCUGCUGGUGCCACGAGGGGUACGAGCUCCAGGCCGACGGAGUGUCCUGCGCAUCCACAGUUGAAUAUCCAUGUGGAAAAAUACCUGUUCUGGAAAAAAGAAAUGACAGCGAACCUGAAGGCCGAAUUGUGGGCGGCAAGGUGUGCCCCAAAGGGCAGUGUCCCUGGCAGGCUCUGCUGAAGCUGAACGGGCUGCUGCUGUGUGGGGGCACCCUGCUCGACACCACCUGGGUGGUCUCCGCAGCCCACUGUUUCGACAGAAUCAGGAGCUGGAAGAACCUGACAGCAGUGCUGGGUGAGCACGACGUCAGCAAGGAGGACGGCGACGAGCAGGAGCGGCAAGUGGUUCAGAUCAUCGUCCCCGACAAGUACAUCCCGCGCAAGACGGACCACGACCUGGCCUUGCUGCGCCUGCAGAGCCCUGUGACCUUCACCGACCACGUGGUGCCCCUCUGUCUGCCCGAGAAGACCUUCUCCGAGAGGACGCUGGCCUCCAUUCGCUUCUCUUCCGUCAGUGGCUGGGGCCAGCUCCUCGAAAGGGGUGCCACGGCCCUGGAGCUCAUGGCCAUUGACGUGCCCAGGCUGAGGACUCAGGACUGCCUGGAGCAGUCUCGCAGGACGGCGGGCUCCCCGGCGUUGACGGAGAACAUGUUCUGCGCCGGCUACCUGGAUGGCACACAGGACGCCUGCAAGGGUGACAGUGGGGGCCCACAUGCCACCGAGUUCCGGGGCACUCGGUACCUGACGGGUGUCGUCAGCUGGGGGGAGGGCUGUGCAGCCGCAGGCCACUUUGGGGUAUACACCAGGGUCUCCCAGUACACGGAGUGGCUGCACAGGCUCAUGCACUCAGAGCUGCACUCUGAAGGCCUCCUCCGGGCCCCACUCCCCUAG
Messenger RNA from Ceratotherium simum simum (southern white rhinoceros), 1360 nucleotides. It is a transcript of the gene F7, whose product is annotated as coagulation factor VII. Lineage: Eukaryota; Metazoa; Chordata; Mammalia; Perissodactyla; Rhinocerotidae. Gene Ontology annotation, biological process: blood coagulation; proteolysis. Gene Ontology annotation, cellular component: extracellular region. The record is from RefSeq and is a predicted model, not a curated record. Gene Ontology annotation, molecular function: calcium ion binding; serine-type endopeptidase activity.